AUGAAUAGAUUCUGGGAAGCACUAAGCGGCAUCUGCAGCAGAACGAUACAGCACCCCGAAUCGCAGGUCAAUCGAUUAUGUAUUACCCCGGACAAGAAGUUCCUGGCUGCGGCUGGUCGACAUCAUGUCCGUCUGUACGACAUCAAGUCCUCGAAUCCGAAUGUCAUCAUGAAUUUUGAGGGACAUACCAACAACAUAACCGGCGUCGCGUUUCAUUGCGAGGGAAAAUGGAUGGUCACUUCUUCAGAGGACUGCACGGUCAGAGUGUGGGAUACGAGGUCGGGUCAGAUCCAGCGCUCUUACACGCACGAUCAUCCCGUCAACGAUGUCGUUAUACAUCCCAACCAAGGCGAGCUCGUCUCGGCCGAUCGUGGCGGCGUCAUCAUGAUAUGGGAUCUUGGUGAUAAUAAGUGCACUCACCAGCUCAUUCCUGAGGACGACGUAUCGAUCUCGAGCGUGAGCAUCGCUUCCGAUGGCUCUCUGCUCGCUGCUGGAAACAACAAGGGCGACGUAUACAUGUGGCGGAUGUUCCAAAGUCAGGAAACGACCACACUCUCACCAUGUCGAGUGUUCAAUGCACACAAGACUUAUCUUACUCGACUUCUGCUGUCCCCGGACAUCAAACUACUUGCGACCUGCUCCGCCGAUCAUACCGUCCGCAUCUGGCGCAUCGACAUGAAUGAGGAAAAUCUCGAACUUGUCCCCGAACUACCGAAGCAGGCUGGCUCUGAGCCCAUCGCCCAAUAUCCUGGUGGUCCAGCGUCCCCGGCUGACAGCACUGACUCUGUGGACGAUGGUCCCAGCUUCCAGGCACGACAGGGCAGGUCUCGCUCUUCCUCAAAUCUCACCUCCUCGUCGCAUCCAUCCCGUCCGUCCACUUCAGCAUCAAAUGCGCCCCUCGAUACCUUCAAGCCGGUGAACGCUGUUAUUGCCAAUCGCCACCCGCUACCAUUAGAAACAAUACUUGAAUCUCACCAACGGUGGGUCUGGGAUUGUGCGUUCAGUGCGGACAGUGCGUAUCUCGUCACGGUAUGCAGCGACCAUUAUGCGCGGUUGUGGGAGGUGGCAAGUGCGACCAUUAUCCGGCAGUACAAUGGACAUCAUCGAGGUGCAGUGUGUGUGGCUCUGAAUGACUACUCGAGUCAGACCUGA
Molecule: messenger RNA, 1152 nt
Organism: Cyphellophora attinorum
Lineage: Eukaryota; Fungi; Ascomycota; Eurotiomycetes; Chaetothyriales; Cyphellophoraceae
Product: WD repeat-containing protein wat1
Exons: 1
Coding region: 1-1152 (383 amino acids)
Biological process (GO): TOR signaling; regulation of actin cytoskeleton organization
Cellular component (GO): TORC1 complex; TORC2 complex
Molecular function (GO): protein binding
Source: RefSeq, a predicted model, not a curated record